CAGUGAGAUCUUAUCAAGAGCACUGGUUCACGUUAAUCAACAAACCAGUUUGGCUUCAGUUGGCACACCUGCAUCAACUGAACAUUCUAUGAUAUCUUUGCAGUUUUUUUAGGUUCGCGUUUCCUGUGGAUCUGUGAUUUCACUUCUAGCCGCACCUACAGCCAGCCCCAGAACCACACCAACCGAUUUCGCCAACUACGAAAUACGUCUAUCAGAUAUCAACCAUCAAGCAGCUGACGACAGUACAUUUGCAUGAUUCAUCUUGAAUCAUCUCUUAAUCCAUCUCCUAUUGUACCCAUAUUUGCUUUGUUGUCACUCCCUUUUCAAUGGUAUUGCAAAGAGCGCAACGUCGCUUUUAAUCUUCGUUUCACACACCUGUCCAUCCUGCGAUCUGAUUAAUGACAUUUAGUUUGGCCUCGCGCUCUCUGUGUCGCCUUGAAGUCCUGGCGGCUAUACAAAUUGAUAAAAUCCCUGAGCGAUAUCGAACAUAAUUGCUGGAACCUGGACGGCAGGUUGUGCGUCAGUUUUUCUGGUCUGCUGACUAGAAAAGCGUUGUGCUCAAAGGGGCGGUAACCCAUGAUUGUUGCCUGCUGUCCUCCAUUCACAAUUUUCCCCCUUCCUCUCUAGAUACAUCGAAUCGGCAUCAUGUUCUGGCGGUAUGGCGGAUACGCGAAUAUUUCGCCGAUUAACACACUACUGGACAAGCCAGAUGUUACCGUUGAAGAGGUCCUGGAUGAGUCGGAACUAUUGCAUGAGAUGAAGCAGCAUAACACCAAGCUGAUAGAAUUCAUCCGCGAAGAUCAUGUCCUGAAACGCAUGUUGGAAUACAUUGUUUCGCCUAGCCUUUUAAACAAUGAGGACCAUUACGAUAACGAAGAUAUAAAGGCUUGCGGAGAAAGCAAGUCGAGCGAUCGCGACUUGGAGAAAGCUGUUUCGGGCGAAGGAGACGUCGAACCGAAAAGUACAGUAACCCAACAGUCGGAUGGAUUAGGCGCAGACCUCGACCCGGAAGAACUGGAAAAUGCCGAAAAAGCUCGACUUAAGUACGCAUACAUCUCUUCGGAGGUCCUCUCUGCACCUGCUUGGUCCAUAAUAGAGGCCAUGAUGCUAAAUGAGGAAUCGCUUCGAAUCUUCUGGCAGUUCUUGCACGGGAAAACACCCCUUGAUUCAUUGCAGUCUAGCUAUUUCUAUAAGGUUAAUGAAGUCUUGCUUGAUCAAAAGACACCGGAAAUGAUUUCGUUUGUCAUGUCCCUAGAUGGCAUUAUCGAGACGAUGCUGAGGCACGUGGAUAACCCAUCUGUGAUGGAUUUACUUUUGAAGAUUAUUAGCUUGGACAAGCCCGAGGCUGGUCUGGUGGUUACAGAGUGGCUCUAUUCGAACAACUUCAUACCAAUCCUAUUAUCCUAUAUUUCGACUGAACACUCUGCUUCGACACAAACAUCCGCUGGUGAUUUUCUCAAAGCACUCAUUACAAUAUCUGCAAAUGCGGCACAAAAUGAACAACCUUGUAUUGGUCCAAAUAGUCUUACUCGCCAGUUAGUCUCGGAACCAUGCUUGCGAAAUCUGAUCUCCAUAAUGCUACAAGGCGGAAAUCCUCUCGUUGUCGCAGUUGGAAUUGUGAUCGAUGUUAUCCGCAAAAACAAUCCAGAUUAUGACCCAGAGCCACCUGAGGGCCGGGAUGCGACACCUUCCAACCACGACCCCAUUUACUUGGGAACCCUUCUGCGCAUAUUCGCUGACCAUGUUCCUGACUUUAUGAAGUUAAUCCUCAGUUCAGACCGAACGGUUAAUGAGGGUGGCACAUACAAGGUAAUCGAGCGAGGUCGGUUAAGCACAGCAUGGGGAUCAAAGGUCGAGCCCCUAGGAUUCGAUAGGUUCAAAACUUGCGAACUCAUGGCAGAAUUAUUGCAUUGCAGUAAUAUGGGAUUACACAACGAGAUUGGUAGUGAUGAAUAUAUGCAAAUACGAGAGAGUGAACGAGAGCGCCUACGAAACUUGGGAGCCUUUAGUCGACAAGACGAAGACUCCGGUUUGCUGUAUACCGAAAAUACUAAUGAAUUCGGCAACGGAAUAUCGCCCUCGGCGCUUGGUUCAGGCUCCCCCGACGAGAUCAGAAGAAUUGAUAGCUCCAAUACGGGAGAAGAAGAUGGUUUCGAAGACGUUGGCUCGGCUAGUGUCAUUUUGGAAGCCAAAGGCACUCCUGAAAACACAAAUGAGGAGGAUACCAAGUCAUGCGUUGGCACCUUCACUCAUGUGCGCAAGUUGGGAGUGCGUGACGAUCUAGUAGACGAGCCUCUUACUCCUCCUCGAAAUGACCCUUCGUCGACUGAGAAACUCCCAGAAAGGCCACCACCACCCUCAGCUGGUGUUUCUGAACAAGAAGGGCCAACAUCACCAACAUCUUCUGGGUUAACUGAGAAGGUCCAAGGCUUUAAAAUUGAGUCCAUUAACCAAAGUCCUACUGAGUCGCAGAGUUCAGAUCAAGUUACCUCCGCACUAGCCUUAAAUGAUACAGCUCAAGAAGUUACCUGUGACCAAAAUCGGCCAAACCAUCUUCCUACCCCUUCGCCAUCUCCAGCAGCCAAGGUUCCUCCGAUAGCAAAGAACCAAAAACAAGAGGACGGUUCGAAUGAUUAUGCUUCAUGUGGUCAACAGCUCCUCAGUCCAAGCCAAAGAGAAAAGUUUGUUCAAUAUAUUCAAGAAGAUUCAAACGGUCGUCCAGUCGUCGGGGAUUACUUAAAAAUAAUGUUUUAUAAGCAUAAUGUUUUACCCACGAUAUUGUCAUUUUUCUUUCGUUUUCCUUGGAACAACUUUCUUCACAACGUUGUAUACGAUGUUAUUCAGCAGGCAUUGAACGGCUCCAUGGAACAGGGCUUCAAUCAGGUUUUAGUGGUCAAUCUAUUCGAGGAGGCUGAGAUCCCGGCGCAAAUUGUCAAGGGUCAACGCGCGAACGACGAAGCUGAGGCUGCGAAAAAAACACGGCUCGGAUAUAUGGGACACUUAACGCUCAUCUCCGAAGAGGUUGUUAAGUUCACAGAACGGCUCAGCCCAGAGGCAUUGCCCAAAGAGAUAAUGAAAACCGUAUUACAUCCUGAUUGGGUUAAUUUUGUCGAGAAUACCCUUGCCGAGACAAGGGAACGUGAUAAUGCCAUCCUUGGCGGCGUCAAGCCGGAUAUGUCAAUGGGCCAUCGGCAAGCUGUUUUGAACGCGAUCAGUGGAGGUCAGGGGCUGGGUACAUCUUCUGCACUCACUAAUGCCGGCUUGAACGGAUCGAUCCCAAGCUCUGGUUUCGACAGUUUGAAUUUCUCGAAUCAAGGAACGGUUUCCGGUGGAGUCUUGGGCUACGGAGCUGGUACCGCUUCGCUAUUCAGUGGAUUCGGCAGCUCGAGUGAUGACGAAGACGAAGAGAUGGAAGAUCCCGAGGAUUUACAUCGUGGCUUCCAAAACACAAAUAAUGAUGGGUUAGACUCUGCAAAUGGAGCCGAUGGCCCGACAAGUCGUCCGAUUUCGAUUCUUCCUCCCCCUCCUCCCACGUCUCUUAGCAGUGGGCCGUCGCGUGCUCGACGACAGCUUGCCGCCCGUCUAGCUGCUCAAAAGGAAGCUGCUGAAAAGGCUGCAUCUGCAUCUGGAAAGGAUGCUUCGGAUGCCAAAAACCAGAAUGAGAUUGUUCCAGAUAGCAGACCGGGUUUCUCCAACCAAAGGGAAGACUUUUCCGGGACCGCCCCGACGAGCAAUCCGUUUCUCAGUGCGGAUGACGACCGAGACCUAGACCCCAACGCUGACCUGGAAUUUGUAUCGCCGUUCGCAAUGCCUGGAGAAGGAUCGUCGUCGCCGCGACACUCAUUCUUUUCCAGUUUCCAGCCGCCAAGUGCGUAUUCGUCAAGUUCGUCUGAUGAUGACGAAAGCAUCGAAGCAGUCCAACGUAACUACCGCCUUCCACUUGAGGUCUACGACGACGACGACGACGAAGUGGGGGAUAUAGUCGAGCCAUCUACUGGAUUCAGCUCGUAUUCGGACGAUGACGAUGAAGAAACGCUUAUCCGAGAGACCAUUGGGUACUCGGAUUUUUUCGGUCGAGAGCGCUACGCAAACAGCACGACCUUGUCUUCGAAUAACAGUGGGCAACACGACAAUAGUGAUGACGAAGAUGAGGGUUUGAUAGAGAUUCUUGUGCCAGGGAGGAGGACUCCUUCCAAUUAACACGCCCUCUGCUUGAUGUUACGGAUCUCUUAAGUCGGUUCGAUUUCGAUUCGUUGUCCGGACGAGUGUCCGACAUCAGGUAUAUGCAUAGGCCCCUUACGAUUUCUUGUAGAGAGUGGUGCCAUCUGUUGUUUUCUCACUGUCUCGAUAGAUCUGAUGCAGACCGGGAGGGGGGAGGAUAGAUUCGUUUUGUGAUACCAAUCGGAUACUCUACGGGGAUAGACCAAAGGGAGGGAAUGGAGGGGGAUAAGGUUGUUGGUUCUUCUGCUUCUGCUUCCUGGGUUCUACUUGCUUUAUGACGGAUGAUUCUGACGCUUUGAUUUUCUUACUGCUGGCAUUUGGGAAAGGUCUUUUUUUGGACUGUUGCUUCCUCCGCUUCUUCUUCGCCUUCUUGUUCCCUUCCUGUACAUACAUUGUAUACUACCAGAGCAGAUGGUGAUUUUAUUGCAAGUGGGAAAUUCCACCUGUCCGUUCUUAUCUGCC
Coccidioides immitis RS is the source of this 4683-nucleotide messenger RNA. Its product is annotated as Sit4-associated protein. The record is from RefSeq and is a predicted model, not a curated record. Gene Ontology annotation, cellular component: nucleus; cytosol. Gene Ontology annotation, molecular function: protein phosphatase regulator activity; protein phosphatase binding. Bases 646 to 4200 code for a protein of 1184 amino acids. The transcript has 5 exons. NCBI's taxonomy places the organism in Eukaryota, Fungi, Ascomycota, Eurotiomycetes, Onygenales, Onygenaceae.